Messenger RNA from Fomitopsis serialis, 377 nucleotides. RefSeq lists its product as uncharacterized. The record is from RefSeq and is a predicted model, not a curated record. NCBI's taxonomy places the organism in Eukaryota, Fungi, Basidiomycota, Agaricomycetes, Polyporales, Fomitopsidaceae. The transcript has a single exon. Bases 43 to 249 code for a protein of 68 amino acids.
GUGUCUUCGCUCGCUUGUCGUCCAGGCGUACCCGCAUAAAACAUGGCCAUGCACAGCGUGCAGAACCUCUUCUCCUCCUCUGUGCUGCAGAUACCAUCGCGCGGCGAUACCCUCCCCGGAUACCCAGCAGCCUCCGUCGCGCUGCAUCUAUCAGUACCAUUGACGGCACGUUCACGCUUCCUCGCUCCAACUGACCCCGCCGCCUGCAGGCCAAGCCUAGCUCCGCAUCUGCCACCGCAAGCCUGGUGAGCUCGAGUGCACUCGCCGUCAGGCAAUAUUCACCAGGAUUGGAGAGUGCGUGGGCGUAUAUGAGAGCGGGGCCAUCGGUCCAUAGGCUAUUCAACAUCCGCCCUAGUUACCGCGCGAAGCAGCCGCCU